Brettanomyces nanus is the source of this 1386-nucleotide messenger RNA. RefSeq lists its product as uncharacterized. Gene Ontology annotation, cellular component: fungal-type vacuole; plasma membrane. The record is from RefSeq and is a predicted model, not a curated record. Bases 1 to 1386 code for a protein of 461 amino acids. Lineage: Eukaryota; Fungi; Ascomycota; Pichiomycetes; Pichiales; Pichiaceae. The transcript has a single exon.
AUGCUUUCUGUAUCACUCACUGUGCCAGUUUCGGUACAGUAUACUGUUCCCUUCCCCUUGGCUACCAUUACUUCCGUGUAUGCCUCUGCUGCCAGUGACCUUGAGUCCAUUGAACUAGCUAUUCCUACCGUGACAAACGAUAAUGACUUCAUACGGUUUUCUGCCAGUGCGGAGCUCUUAGAAGCUACCAUGUCCUAUUAUUCGCUUUUGGCGGUCCAGGCUACAGCUACUCAGCCUGAAGUGAUGAGCUCUGCUGCUGAACAAGCUGCUGAGGCCUCAGCUGUUACAAAUCAGUUGGUGCGAAAAACCUCCUUCUACUCCGGAAACAGACCUUCCCUAGGAGGAAACUUGGCUCUUUUGAUUGUGUUCUCUUUGUUUUUGAUCCUUCAGAUGGUUUUCGGUGUGGCAUCUCAUCAGUGGUGGUUUUUUGUGUGUUUCUCUACUGGCAUAUUCUUGGAAGUGUUGGGUUAUACGGGUCGUAUAUGGUCACACUACGAUCUUCGGAGCUUUAAUGCGUAUGUCAUGCAGUUGGUUUGCAUUACCUUGGCUCCCUGUUUCCUUAUGGCUGGUAUUUAUUACAGUUUGGCUCAGUUGACCGUAAUUAUGGGACAGCAUUUCAGUAUAUUAAAGCCUAUGCAGUACUCUCUCUUUUUUAUUAUUUGCGAUCUUAUCGCCAUUGUCUUGCAGGGUGCUGGUGGUGCCAUUGCUUCCUCUGAAUUAAGCAAUCAUCAUUCUACGAGAGGUGGUUCCAACGUGAUGGUGGUUGGAUUGGCUUUCCAGGUUGCUUCAAUGACUUUAUACCAGGUCCUCUGGUUUAUCUUCUGCUAUAGAUGUUUCAGAAGUAAAAGACGCUACGGUGAUAGUAUUUUCGCCGAUAAAUAUGCAGAUAUCCGUCGAAGAAGGCUUUUUGUUGCAUUCUUCUUUAUCCUUACUUUGGCCGUGAUUCUUAUCUUUAUCCGUUCCCUUUACCGUUUAACCGAGAUGGUAGAAGGUUUUAGCGGGAAAUUGGCGAACGACGAGUUGGAUUUCAUGGUUUUAGAAGCACUCAUGGUCUCUCUUGCAUCUUUUCUAUUGACUGUGGUACACCCUGGUUUCGCUUAUGGCUUUCACAUUGCCAUUGAGAUCGAAAAGGGACUCAAAUCUAGUUUUUCUUGGAAAAAAGAGCACUAUAGGUACGUGAAGAGAGACAGAGAUCUUGCUCAGGAUACUGCCGGACAAUCCACUGUUUCUGCAGAGGAUAAUUUAGGGGCUAAUAUCGAUCUGAGCAGCAAUGCAAUUGAUUCGGAAAAAUACCCUCCGGAUGAAGCUGGUAGCUCGAAAUCAGCCUAUGCGCUCAAGAAAGAACUCAGUCGUGAGCAUACCAGAGAAGCGAGUGGUUCGCAUUAA